AUGGUACCUUACACAGUGCAAUUCCUGAUAAAAACCUUUUGUUUGGACGACCACUUGCCACACACUAUAAACUGACUGUGCUACAGAUCAGCCCCACUGAUAUGGGGCAAUACUACUGUCAGGUUGAGGAGUGGCUUCUAACUGCUAACACCUGGAAGAAAUUGGCUUCAGAUAAAUCUGGAGAGCUCUCCAUCUACGUUCACACUGAAGAAAGUAAACUGAGUGUUCAGAAGAACAAUCGGAUGAUCAACAUUACAAACGAUCAGACUUCAUUCACCAUUGACUGUGUCAUUGACUCACAAUCCAGUGAUACGUCUGGCUUUGAGGUCACCUGGUUCAAGGUGCAGGAAGAAGGACCACUCACCAUGUUCUCUGCCAGGCAUGACGGUACCUUACACAGUGCAAUUCCUGAUAAAAAUCUUCUGUUUGGACGACCACUUGCCACACACUAUAAACUGACUGUGCUACAGAUCAGCCCCACUGAUAUUGGGCAAUACUACUGUCAGGUUGAGGAGUGGCUUCUAACUGCUAAUACCUGGAAGAAAUUGGCUUCAGAUAAAUCUGGAGAGCUCUCCAUCUAUGUUCACACUGAAGAAAGUAAACUGCAUGUUCAGAAGAACAAUCGGAUGAUCAACAUUACAAACGAUCAGACUUCUUUCACCAUUGACUGUGUCAUUGACUCACAAUCCAGUGAUGCGUCUGUCUUUGAGGUCACCUGGUUCAAGGUUCAGGAAGAUGGACCACUCAUCAUGUUCUCUGCCAGGCAUGACGGUACCUUACACAGUGCAAUUCCUGAUAAAAAUCUUCUGUUUGGACGACCACUUGCCACACACUAUAAACUGACUGUGCUACAGAUCAGCCCCACUGAUAUUGGGCAAUACUACUGUCAGGUUGAGGAGUGGCUUCUAACUGCUAACACCUGGAAGAAAUUGGCUUCAGAUAAAUCUGGAGAGCUCUCCAUCUAUGUUCACACUGAAGGUGAUUCUAAAAAACAGACAGACCCGUUGGGAACGGCACUGGGAGUCACCAUUCCUCUGAUUUGCUUUCUUGUUUUGGUCAUAAUAUUGUUGUUGAUAAAGGAUCACAAGAGGAAUUCUGAACUGAAGAAGAAGAAAGACAGUCUUUGGGCUGAAAAUAACCCCCUUACUCCUCUACCUGAAGGGACUUGUGUUGCAGAGGAUCAUUCCUAGUAUUAGUGCAGUAAUACGCAAUUACAUACACAAAAUGUUGUUACUGAGGGAUAUCUAUUUUCAAAGUUAACUUACCCCUACAUUUAAGGAUAAUGUAUUUGCAUUGCUAUAAAUCCAUUUAUUAUGAGGCAAGAUAAGAAGAAUAUUUAAACCAGUGUUUAUGGUUUUGU
Carassius auratus (goldfish) is the source of this 1360-nucleotide messenger RNA. RefSeq names its product immunoglobulin superfamily member 3-like. The record is from RefSeq and is a predicted model, not a curated record. NCBI's taxonomy places the organism in Eukaryota, Metazoa, Chordata, Actinopteri, Cypriniformes, Cyprinidae. Bases 102 to 1190 code for a protein of 362 amino acids. Gene Ontology annotation, cellular component: membrane. The transcript has 4 exons.